CUCUGUCACACAUUCAACACGCACAAGAUCUCAGCCGUGCAUCAAAGCCAUCAGCUUGCCUGUUCCUCCAGCACUAUCCCUCUCCCUCUUGCCCUCCCUCCACCCGCCGACGCGCGCCAUGAUGCGGCCGUGAACAGCCUGCCGCCCACGACCCAGCCCUCAGCCCCACCCACCUCCACUUUCCUCGGCCAUCCGCGCCUCCUCCUCGACAUUGCCUGCAUCCUCGUCGCGCUCGUAAAUUCCAACCAUGGGCGCGCCUACCGACUUUCCAGUGCCUGAUGCCACACCUAAAGUCGCCAAGGCUGGCGAGGACGCCGACGACGAGGAGCACCACCAUGUAUCCAUCGCUUCGCUGCGCUCAAAGUUCGAGACGCUCGCGCACGGAGUGCACUCGGUCGCCGCCCACCCCCUCCACGGUUUACGGCCACAUCGGCCUGCCUCGCCGGCCGUUGUAACUACCGCGGCCGCUGGAGCGACGCCGACACCGACGCAGGCCCAAACAGCCUCGCCGACGUCGUCAUCACCGGUCAUUCAGAGCGGUGCAACGGUGACUUCCGCACUGCCCGUGUCCUCGAAAUCGGUGUCUCCCGUAAGCCAGUCGCCUUCAAGCAGGCCACUGCCUAUUCCUGGUGCAGGGGCACGGCCUCCAAGAGUUGGCUCACCCGGUAUCUCGGCUCCGUCGCUAGCACCGGGCCGUUCAUCGCCCUUCACCUCCUCUCCCCUGGCCACUUCGCCCGCUGCCUCGCCACCUAAACCACGGCUGCCACCAGUCCACACCGCAGACAAGCCGACAACGCCGCCAGUGAGCAUCGUCCUCUCAACACCCAUUUCGGCUGAGCCCGAGGAUAUUGGCGAUGAGCCUGCCCCGUCCGUCAAGGCGCUGCGGGAACGCUUUGGGGCAGUGUCGAUCCAGCCCAGGCCCGCUUCUAGCUCCCCUUCGAGCUCCAGGCGAGUGUCGUUCGAUGCGCCGCGUGUUGCUGUCCCGGAGGAAUUGGCUCAGUCAGAGGAGUCGAAAGAUGCACCCAAGGAGACGGCGGGUGACAACCCAGCAGCACUCAAGCGACCACCCCCACCGCCACCUUCCUCAAAGCCCACACAUCCGGCAUCGACGGCAGUUGUCUUUGCGCCGGUUGCAGGCCCGGCCGGCCCCAAGUAUGAUCAGUCCACAGCCGUGCGUGCAAAGGGCCCGGCACCGCCGCCGCCGACGUCAAGAUCUGCUUCGCCAGCCAAAAUGGCCGACGUCACCGCCGGCGGGCUGACCGCUUCGCCGGCGACAACGCCCAACAUCUCGCGUUCCUCAUCGCCCGCCCCAGCUACUUCUCUUCAUCGCCCUCCUCCACCGCCACCACUAGUUGCCAAGCCUGCUGCUAGCCCUGCUGCCGCUGAGCCAAUACCUGUGGUUGCCGAGAGGCCAGCAGUACCUGCUCGAAAGCCAACAGUGGUGGGAGAGGCGGCACCUCCUCCUCGGCCUUCCCCUUCAGCUGCCGACUCGGUGCCCAGCCUACCUCCCCGUCGACUGAGUGUGGCAGCUCCUGCGGAUGCGACGACAGCCCCGGUGCACACUGGUCGUGCCGUGCCACCUCCUCCACCGGCUCGCAAAGUCGAGGAAGGGCAUCCGCCAGCAGAUGCUUCAAUGGGGCCGCCACCACCUAUUCCUACCGGGCGCCCUAACGCUUCCACCGCCCCCACGUCACAGCCUUCAGAUGACAGGCCUGGACCACCACCACCACGUCCGGCGACAGCAGCUGUGGCUAUCCCGCCUACUCCCCCGCGACCAAAAGCAGCGGCCACGCCCGAGAUCGCAGCGUCACCACCAAAAGUGGUCAAACCACCGCUUCCUGGGAACAAGCCAGCAGCCCCGACCGUCAUCCCAACGACGGCUGUGCCUCCUGUUGACGUGUCGAAGCCACCAUUACCGCAGCGUAAGGCAACACUGCCGCCCACAGGCGCCACUCCGCCCCGUCUCCCGGUCAGGCAAAACAGUGUAGCUUCAAUCACCCCAUCCCAGGCGUCUUCGAAUUCGACUCUACGCCAGGGAUCGAUGACGGACGAUAGCUCUGCAUACCAUCCUCCACCCCCACCAACGCGCUCAGCAACCAGCCUUGCGUCAGUAGGCCCGCCACCAAAGCGAAACGGCACAGUUACUGCCAAGCGUGGAGCUAUUGCCCCACGACUUCAACCCGAUUCUUCGAACAGCUCCAUUCCGCGCAGUGGGUCUGGUGACUUUUCAGAAGACGACGACGACGAGGGCGGACCUGUUCAACACAUCAAUUCGAUGGCGCAGCGCCUGCUUGACGAGCAUGCCGACAGCUCAGAGGCCAACCGGCGGCCUCCGCACUACUCUCCAGAUAUCAAGAUGUCUCUGACAACUGGAAUCACGGCUUUCGCUGUCCACGGCAAAUACACAUGCGUCGCGCAUCACCAGGUACGCGUGUUCGACACAACUUUCGACGACCGGCCAAUCCACACGCUCGAGCUCAAGGACACUGGUCUCGACUUCCGUGUCAAGGAUCCGCGUGUGACUGCCAUGUGCUUCCGGCCUGGAGAAACGGCAGAGCAGGAAGGCCGCUUCGUCUGGUGUGGAACCAAGGACGGCCACGUGUGGGAGUUGGAUGUCAUGACCGGAGAGGUGACAAGCCAGAAGCCGUCGAUUCAUUCCGGAGCGGUUACGCACAUUUUGCGGAGCCACAACAAUAUCCUCACGAUCGACGAUAUCGGCAAAGUGCACGUGUUUGAGGUCGAGCAGGGAACUCCAAAGCGAGACCCCGCAAAGCUGCUGCGAACCGUCCGUCUCUCAGACAAGGUGACGUUUGCCAAGAUGAUUCGGGGGCGCCUAUGGACAGCCACUGCUCCAGCAGUGCGUUCCACUACGGCGUCUUCUGGGGCUCGAGGACCGGCGAUCCGCGUUUAUGAUCCCUGUGCCCCUGGCACCGCGCCUCCGCCCCAGAUGGCGCUUACAUCGGAGUGGGCUGGUGCCGCGACCUCGGCGACAGUCAUGCCCAUGGAUCCAGACAGGGUCUUCCUCGGCCAUGAAGGUGGCUACGUCUCGAUAUGGACACUGGGAGAUGAACUCGAGUGUCAACAAGUCCUCAAGAUCUCGUCGACAGACAUCCUCUCACUUGAGGGUGUGGGAGAACGCCUGUGGGCAGGUAACAGGAAGGGCCAAAUUCACGUGUAUGACAUUACACCCAAGCCAUGGAUCGUCACCAACGUCUGGACGGCACAUCCUGACCAGCCUUGCCACACGCUGGUGGCAGACCCCUGGGGUAUCAGUUCGACGGGCCGCUUCAUGCUAUGGUCGUGUUCCCGAGACGUGCUGCACGCCUGGGACGGGCUGUUGGCUGUCGACUGGACUGGGAAACGGUUGACAGACCGGCAGCCUGAUUAUUGCGACUUUCGCGAAAUUCGUGCGCUGGUGUGCUCGUGGAACAUUGACAGCGCCAAGCCAAGCGAGCUGUCUGGUCCGCCCCAGAAUGCCAACUUCCUCAACGAAUUGCUGCACUCGGUCGAGUCGCCGGAUAUCAUCGUGUUCGGGUUCCAGGAGACGAUCCCGUUGACGGAUAAGAAGCUUACAGCCAAAACGUUCCUGUUUGGGAGCAAGGGCAAGGACAGCGGCGGAGCCACAAAGGACACGGUGUCUGGUGCCUACCGCGCGUGGGCGGACAAGCUGCAGUCGGCUGUCGGGCAGAUCUCGACAGCCGAGUCGCAGUACGUCAAGGUGCACUCGGAGCAGCUUGUCGGCCUGUUCAGCUGCAUGUUCGUCAAGUCGUCGUUGAAGAACAGCCUGCGAGAUGUGCACAUCACGACAGUCAAGCGUGGCAUCGGAGGCAUCUAUGGCAACAAGGGAGCCAUCUUUGCGCGCAUGGUAGUCGACGACACGUCGAUCUGCUUCAUCAAUGUGCACCUGGCUGCUGGACAGAGCCACAAAGGAGCGCGAAAUGCGGAUAUCGCCGCGAUCAUGGAGGACAAGGCCAUCUUCCCGCCAGCGGACACGUUGCCGUACGUGCGUGGUGGCGACGGCACAGGCGUGCUAGACCACGAGAUGGUCGUGUUCAGCGGUGACCUCAACUACCGCAUCGACCAGCGGCGCGAUCUUGUCGAGAGCAUGAUUGACGUCGGCGAUCUCGCCUACUUGCUCGAGCGGGACCAGCUCCGCCGAGAGAUGCGAGCGAACCACGCGUUCCGCCUGAGGUCGUUUGCCGAAGCGCCAAUCACGUUCCCGCCGACGUACAAGUACGACCCGGGGACGGACAACUACGACAGCAGUGAAAAGCGACGAGUGCCCGCAUGGUGCGACCGCAUCCUGUUUACGCGCACGUCGCGCCUCAAGGCGAUCAACUACCAGCGGUAUGAGAUCAACGUCAGUGACCAUCGCCCCAUCUCGGCGGGGCUGGCGGUGCAGGUCAAGCACAUUGACCCGGUGCGAAUGCGCGAGGUGACCAAGCAGGUGACUGCCGAGUGGCGCGUGCACGAGGCGGACAUUCUUGCCAAGAUGGCAGAAGCGUACAAGCUGCACUAGGUAGCCAUAUCUGAUGCU
Molecule: messenger RNA, 4537 nt
Organism: Vanrija pseudolonga
Lineage: Eukaryota; Fungi; Basidiomycota; Tremellomycetes; Trichosporonales; Trichosporonaceae
Gene: SPAC9G1.10c
Product: putative inositol polyphosphate 5-phosphatasec
Exons: 5
Coding region: 248-4519 (1423 amino acids)
Biological process (GO): phosphatidylinositol dephosphorylation
Molecular function (GO): protein binding; phosphatidylinositol-4,5-bisphosphate 5-phosphatase activity
Source: RefSeq, a predicted model, not a curated record